AUGGGAUUUGCAGAAAUAUUUAUAGAUAUGAUAUGGAGAUUGAUAGCAAACAAUUGGUACUUAUUUCUAUUCAAUGGACAGGCUUCUGGUUUUUUCCACUCAAUAAGAGGUGUUAAGCAAGGAGAUCCACUUUCUUCUGCUUUGUUUAUUUUGUCUCCAGAAGUGCUAUCUAGAGCAUUGAACUUUUUAUUUGAGGACAAUAGCUUUAGAAGCUAUGGAAUGCCUAAACAGAGUGCUAAUUUGAAUCAUCUUGCCUAUGCAGAUGAUACUAUUAUAUUCUCAUCUGCAGAUGAUACUAUUAUAUUCUCAUCUGCAGAUGAUACUUCAUUGCAGCUGAUCAUGGGAAUAUUGCAGGAGUAUGAGCAGACGUCAAGGCAGCUUAUCAACAAAGGAAAAAGUUGCCCAAUCACACAUGCUAGAAAGAGAAAGGCUGAUUAUAAUGACUUGAUCAAAAAAGUGAAGGACAAACUUGAAGAAGGAAGAAAAAGACAUUGGUCUUCAUGGUUGAAUUUGUGCUUGCCAAAUGAGGAAGGUGGAGUUGGCUUUAGAUCCUUAUUUGAUGUUUCUAAAGCAUUAUGUGCUAAACUCUGGUUGAAAUUCAGAACUACAAAUACUCUAUGGUCAAAUUAUAUGUGGAACAAGUAUUGUAAAAGGCACUAUCCUCAGUAUGUGCCUAGGAAAGGAGGCUCUCAGGUUUGGAAGAUGACGUUAGAAGCUAGAGACAACAUGGAGCAUGAAAUGUGGUGGGAGCCAAGAAGUGGAACUGCUAAUAUCUGGUUUGAUAAUUGGACAAAAAUUGGAGCUUUAUACUACUUAGUUCCUAAUGAGUUUGUUGUGGAUGAAAAAGUACAAGAUGUGAAGGAACCGAUAAAUCAGGAUGGGUGGAACAUGAGUAAACUACAACAACUUUUUCCUACUCAUAUUGUUGAUCAUGGUACUGGAAGAAUUAGACUUUCAUGA
Molecule: messenger RNA, 960 nt
Organism: Lycium barbarum (goji berry)
Lineage: Eukaryota; Viridiplantae; Streptophyta; Magnoliopsida; Solanales; Solanaceae
Exons: 3
Coding region: 1-960 (319 amino acids)
Source: RefSeq, a predicted model, not a curated record